Molecule: messenger RNA, 3912 nt
Organism: Entrophospora sp. SA101
Lineage: Eukaryota; Fungi; Glomeromycota; Glomeromycetes; Entrophosporales; Entrophosporaceae
Source: the annotation of a GenBank genome assembly
AUGGCUGAACUUGAUUCUGAUUGGUAUUUCGGUUCGAGAAUAUCUAAUGAACCUAAGAGUGAUUAUUCUGAAUCUAGUGACGAGACCUUCAUUGACACUGAAAAUAGAGCGGUUGACAACAAUACUAAUGAUACAUCCAUCAAAGACACAGAUUUAAAUUCCGAGUUUCAGUCGCUUAUUAUUGAUCUAGAUUCAAGCUCUGGCGAAGAAAGCGAUUCUUCACUUGAAGAAGUUAUUAGUCUAAAGCUAAAUAAAUUAAAACAAGAACAAAUGAGACUUACCUUGUUGAAGGAAAAAUCAUCAGCCACUGCUGAAACACUACACGUGGACUUGAAUGAAGUAAUAAUGAUAAAUGACCCUUUGAAUAAUCCACAAAUAUUAUCGUCAUCAUCACCUGAUUUGGAAGACCAUGAUAAUAAUAGUAAUAAUACUGCAUAUCAAAUUCCUGAAUUUCCAUCAUGUCCACUUGGAUCAAAUAAAGAAUCUGCUAUUCACAUAUUAAAAACUUCAAAGUUCAAACAAUCAACAAAAUUAUUUGCGCCACCUAUAUCAAAUGUUAAUGAUGGAUCCGCUUGGAUACCUAAAUCAAAACGAUCACGACUUCCAAUUGAAACCCGUAAGGAAGAUAUUAUCAAAAUCAUUCGUGACAACAGAGUAAUUGUUUUAAGUGGUAGUACUGGUUGCGGAAAGCAUCAUAUUGGUGCAAUUUCUUUAGCACACCAUGUUGCAUUAGAAAGAAAUACUAAACUUCAUGGUCAAGUGGGAUAUCACGUUAAUGGUAAAUGUGGUUAUUCGGCUAUAACAAGAUUACGUUAUGUUACUACAAUGAUUUUAUUGGAAAUGUUAAAGACAGACAGAUAUUUGGCCUCAUUUACUCAUGUCAUUAUGGAUGAGAUUCAUGAACGUAAUAUAGACGAUGAUGUGAUGAUGUCUCAUCUAUGUGUUAUAUUAAGAAAAAACCCUGCUUUGAAAUUAAUAAUAAUGUCGGCUACAAUGAAUGUUAAAAAAUUUGCCAAUUAUUUUCAUGAAUUUGAAGCUGAAAAGGAUGGUUUUGUUAAUGAAAUACCAUGGAUAGAUAUUUCUAAAAAAGCUUUUCCUGUUGAUGUGUUUUAUUUAGAGGAUGUGUAUCAAGCAUUAGAUACACCUCUUUCACAGAGAGGUGCCAUAAUGAAUGACCCCAAAAAACCUUUUAUGAUGCAAGAACAUUGUGAUGUUUUUAUAAAUUGGAUAUUUCAAUGUCAUGUACAAACUCCUGCUGAUGAGGCAUUUUUGGUUUUUUCACCUGGUAUUGCUAUAAUUGCUGAAGUAGUAAGUUUCUAUAAUUUUUUAUUUGUUUAUCAGUCAAUGUUUCCUUAUACUGAUGGGAAGCCCACUCCUGCAAUCUCAUUGAUUAAACUUCAUUCAACCAUUACUAUUGAUGAACAAUGUUUAGUUAUGCAGAGGCCAAAACCAUGCUAUAGAAAAAUAAUAUUGGCAACGAAUAUUGCUGAAAGUUCUAUCACUGUUCCUGAUGUUUGUAUAAUAUUUGAUUCUUGUUUGCGUAAGGAUUUACUUUAUGAUAAAGAAACUAGAUGUUACAGUUUAAAUGAACAAUGGAUAAGUAAAGAUUGUGCCGAGCAAAGGAGAGGAAGAGCUGGAAGAGUUGGUCCUGGUAUUUAUCGAUUUGUACCCAAAGAAUUCUUUGAAAAUCUUCCUGAUGAAAGGACACCUGAGAUCUGUAGAACACCACUUAAUUCCUUACUUUUACGAUGCAUAUAUGGAAAUCUUGGCGAUCCUCAAGAAUUGUUAUCUCAUUGUAUUGAUCCUCCUGAUGAUACAGCUAUUGAACAUGCAUUAGAAGAUUUGGAAGUAACUGGUGCUGUUAUCAAAUCAAAAAAAAAUAUUAAAGGAUCUGAUGAUUGGGUUCAAGGUGGUCUUGUUGCAUAUGAAUAUGAAAUUACUCGUCUUGGUAUAAUUUUGGCACAAGUUCCUUUGGACCUUCAUUCUGGUCUAUUAGUAAUUUAUGGUGCAAUCUUUGGUGCUUUAUAUGAUUGUAUGAUUAUUGCUGCAAUAUUGCAAAACAAAGGAGUCAUUGUUGAAUCUCCAAAUCAAGAAAUAGCUACAAGUGCAGCAUUAAAAAGAUUUCACUUGGAUUUACCUGACUGUCAACCAUUACAUGGUGGAUCUGAUUUAAUAGCACAAUUACGUGGAUAUCUGUUAUGGGAAGAAACUACACAAAAUGAUGAUGAUUUUGAUCAAAGCAAGGAACUAACAUGGUGUCAACAACAAUCCAUUAGCCUUUAUUGGAUACGAGAAAUACAAGAUCUUGUCAUCACUCUUCGAGAAUCUUUAUCUCAUCAAGGCUUAUGUUCGCCUGCUACAAAAGAAGAGAGAGACAAAACGCAUAGAAAUCAUAUAUUUAAUCCUAAUUUAAUUGACAAUAUACAUGCAAGCAAUGGCAAUGACCUUGAAGAUGAAGAGGAGAAAUCAGGAACAAGUCAAGAAACUACAUAUUCAAGAGAUAUCAAACAAGCAAUUCUAUUUCUUGAUAUGGCAGCAGCAUCUGAAGAAAUUUCAAGUCUAAAAAAAAAAAAAUCAAGUUCAGAAUUGCCAGAACUCAAUUUGCAUAACAAUCAUUCAAACUCCAAUAGUCGGAUUUGUGAAACACCUAGAAUUAUACAAAAAAAAACAAAUCCUUGGAUGAAUGUGUUUGAUUAUGAAUAUGAAAUAACAUCAAACCAAGUCAAAUUGAAAAGAGAACCUAAUAUUCUAUUAAUCAACAUUUUACUGGUAACUGUUUUUCAUCAUAAUAUGUUGCGAGUUGUACCAAACAUUGACAGUCACACAUUUAAAAAUUGCCCAGAGAAUUUUAAUCGAGGUCAUACAAUUGAAUUUUUGGCUAGAAUUCUUCCUCCAAAAUCAAAAAUUAUAGAAACAUUUGAAAAAGAUAUUGGAAUAGUGCAAAAAAUAUCACAUCCCGAUAAUGAGCAGUUUAGCUCUGAUGCAGAGUUUGAAUCUUGUUAUAUUGAAUUUGCAAAACCUUGUAAACUUUUAUGGACACAUUCAACUAUCAGAAAUGUUCCAACGCUACCAGAUGCUGUCUUUUUGGCACAUAAAUAUACAUCAUCUAGUAGUAAUUUUGAGGAUACAAAAGAGGUAAGAUUUUAUACAGUUAACGGAAGUCCAGAAACUUCAGUUGCGCUUUCACCAAUAUUUCACAAGCAGUCAACUAGAGUAUUUGCUUCAAAAUCUUCAUUAUUUUUUCCACUAAUAAUUACACCUGCAGAAUAUAAGUAUUAUACAGUUUGUGCAGGAAAAUUACUUGCGGUAGACCAUGGAAAAUUAGAUGUUGGAGAGUAUAUUACAUGUCUUAUAGCACCUUUAAAUUCCGAAAAAAACGUGGGGGAUAUCAUUCUUGCAUUAUUUGCCAACAAGUUAAUCAACAAUGAUCCAUUGUGUGGAUGGCAUGUUAAUGUAAAUUUGACACAACAUCCCAUAUUCGAUCAAAAACCAUUAGAUUUUGAUUCAAGAUUAAUUGAUUCCUUUAGAUAUUUUCUGAAACAAGCAUUGGUUGAAGAGCAGCCAAUGGUAAAUGAAUCAUUAUCAGAAAAUCUUUUUGAUGAUGAUUUUUUAUCGUUCACAUCAUCAUCAUAUUCAAAUAAUUGUGAAAACUUGACUAAUAUUUGGCGAACAUGUAAAAUCACACCAGAUCAGGCAGGAAAAGGGCUCAUAAGAACAAUUUUAUUACUUAUAUUUUCAGAUUUAGUGGCAAAAGUUCGUGAAUCAUAUCCGAUAUCAGAGAUAACACCAAAGGAACUUCAUGACAUGAUUUCUAAAACACCUAAACCAAUAAUCCUCGAUGUACGUGAGAAAGAUGAACAAUCGAGGGGAAUUAUACCGACGGCGAUUCCCUUAUCACGAGGAUUAAUGUAG